This is a messenger RNA of Syngnathus acus (greater pipefish), 2428 nucleotides long. It is a transcript of the gene smad9, whose product is annotated as SMAD family member 9. Gene Ontology annotation, molecular function: RNA polymerase II cis-regulatory region sequence-specific DNA binding; I-SMAD binding; DNA-binding transcription factor activity, RNA polymerase II-specific. The record is from RefSeq and is a predicted model, not a curated record. Gene Ontology annotation, cellular component: heteromeric SMAD protein complex. The transcript has 13 exons. Gene Ontology annotation, biological process: anatomical structure morphogenesis; regulation of transcription by RNA polymerase II; BMP signaling pathway. NCBI's taxonomy places the organism in Eukaryota, Metazoa, Chordata, Actinopteri, Syngnathiformes, Syngnathidae. Bases 491 to 2185 code for a protein of 564 amino acids.
CGGCGGUGACGUUUCGCGGCAGUUGCUGUAAACUGCUAAAAUGUCAAACUUGCAGACUGAGCGUCGCCAGCCAGGCUUGCGUCAUUAACCGGACCAAACCGCAGCACGGCCUGCAGUAUCCCUCCGCCUACCACCUCAAGGUGGGAAGGCGGCGGAGGGAUCUGGAGCACCGGCGCUGCGGUUCCAGCCAGCCUGACGCCGCCGUGGCUGCUGUGUGGCGCUCCGGCUUGGAGCCUGCAAGGAGCCCAGCAGACUCCAGCGGGCCGGCCCGCCUCGGACCUGCGGCGACUUUUAUUUUGAAACCCUGACAACGGAUGCCCUCCACUCAAGUGGGCUUCCACAGUGCAAACGUGCACCUUCACUGACUUCAGUCGUGACGCACCGCGUGGACUACUUACAACUACAAAUCCGACCACUAACGUGUAGUGGGCGUGAGGAGGAAGAAGAAGAAGAAGAGGAGGGUUGGGGGGGCUGGUGAUAAAGCAUUAGUAUGGACCUGCUCACUCCCGAUGAUGAUUUUGGCUCCUGGGCGUCUUCACGAGAGAAAGAGAAACGCCACAAGAGGACCUUUCUCUGCCUCCUCCCCUUCCUCCUCCUUCUGCCUGGAAAAGCCUUCCUCUUCCUCAUCACCAGCAUCUUCUCACCUCUCUUGACAGGACUUGACAGAAUCACCUGCGCACUUUUCAGCACUGCAUUUGGCGCAGGUCAAAAGGAUGCGGCAAACCUAGACCGGGAUCAUCUCGAUUCUGAGCAUCGGGAGCAAAAAGCGACCAUGAACUCAUCCACGUCCAUCACGUCACUCUUCUCCUUUACCAGCCCGGCCGUCAAGCGUCUGCUUGGCUGGAAGCAGGGCGACGAAGAGGAGAAGUGGGCUGAGAAAGCUGUGGACUCCCUGGUCAAGAAGCUCAAGAAGAAAAAAGGAGCCAUGGAGGAGUUGGAGCGAGCUCUCAGCUGCCCCGGACAGCCCAGCAAGUGCGUGACCAUCCCUCGCUCACUCGACGGGAGGCUGCAGGUGUCGCACCGCAAGGGCCUGCCGCACGUCAUCUACUGUCGCGUGUGGCGCUGGCCGGACCUGCAGUCGCACCACGAGCUCAAGGCGCUGGACUGCUGCGAGUUCCCCUUCGGCUCCAAGCAGAAGGACAUCUGCGUCAAUCCGUACCACUACCGUCGCGUGGAAACGCCAGUGCUGCCGCCCGUCUUGGUGCCACGCCACAGCGAGUUCAACCCGGAGCACAGCCUGCUCGCCAAGUUCCGCAACGCCUCGUUGCACAAUGAUACGCUGAUGCCGCAGAACGCCGCCUACCCGGAGUCCUUCCCGCCGCUGCCGGGCUCCUCGUCCUCCUUCACGUCGGCGUCGCCGUCCUCCUCGUCUCACGGACGCUCGCCCGUAUCGCAGGGUUACCCCGACUCGCCCUGCAGCCCCACCGAGCCGGGUAGCCCCUACCAAAUUGCAGAGACUCCCCCUCCACCGUACAGCAUGAUGGAGUCGAGCCCCCAGGAGGACGUGAAGCCCUGCAAUGCCACAGAAGUCACCAAGCUCACCUUCUCUGCUCCACAUAGAGAUUUGCGUCCAGUGUGCUACGAGGAGCCCGAGUACUGGUGCUCCAUCGCCUACUACGAGCUGAACAACCGGGUGGGCGAGACGUUCCACGCGUCCUCGCGCAGCGUCCUGGUGGACGGCUUCACUGACCCGUCCAACAAUAAGAACCGCUUCUGCCUCGGCCUGCUGUCCAAUGUCAACCGCAACUCCACCAUCGAGCACACGCGCCGACACAUCGGAAAAGGCUUGCACUUGUACUACGUGGGCGGCGAGGUGUACGCCGAGUGCUUGAGCGACAGCAGCGUGUUCGUGCAGAGCCGCAACUGCAACUUCCAACACGGCUUCCACGCCACCACCGUUUGCAAGAUCCCCAGCGGCUGCAGCUUGAAAAUCUUCAACAACCAGCUUUUCGCGCAGCUGCUCGCACAGUCGGUCAACCACGGCUUCGAGGUGGUCUACGAGCUCACCAAGAUGUGCACCAUCCGUAUGAGCUUUGUCAAGGGUUGGGGGGCGGAGUACCACCGCCAGGAUGUGACCAGCACCCCCUGCUGGAUUGAAGUGCACCUACAUGGGCCCCUGCAAUGGCUGGACAAGGUGCUCACCCAAAUGGGUUCCCCACACAACCCUAUCUCAUCCGUGUCGUAGUAAGCAGACGGUUGAAGUUUGGAAGGAUGACAGCGCGGCGUCUCCAGAAGCUUCCCAGGAUGACGGUCCUUGUUUACCGAGAGACUGACUUUCAUUUGGCUUCUUGAUAGCUUUGUGUUUUCUUGCAUAUUCCCGCGGCACUUCUAGAACAGGCAACGCUUCCUGUGUGAUUUGUCCUUUAUUAUUAUUUUAAUGUACUGACCAAUGUUUGCUUGUACUUCCAUUAAACUUUUUUUUUUUUUU